Messenger RNA from Pocillopora damicornis (cauliflower coral), 2816 nucleotides. RefSeq names its product ATP-binding cassette sub-family F member 2. The record is from RefSeq and is a predicted model, not a curated record. NCBI's taxonomy places the organism in Eukaryota, Metazoa, Cnidaria, Anthozoa, Scleractinia, Pocilloporidae. Gene Ontology annotation, molecular function: ATP binding; ATP hydrolysis activity.
AUGGCGCAAUCGUGAAGAAUUUUUGUUUGCACUCGUGUGAACUAAUAACUGAAUUUUCCUUCAAUAAUCCUUAAUCGAAACACACAAAUAUGCCUUCCGAAGCGGCGAAGAAACGUCAAGCAAAGAAAAAAGCUGCUGCUCAGUCUAGAGGAAAGCCAAAACCGGCCGUCCAAGCGACAGAAAACGGUGUUGAAAGUUCGAACGGAACUGAAAAUGGCGCUGGUGUGAAGUUGGAUUUAUCGAACCGCUCAUGUACCGGCGUUUUGGCAUCUCACGAACAGUCGCGGGAUGUGAAGAUUGAAAAUUUCUCAAUUACUUUCCAUGGUGUUGAACUUUUAACUGAUACAAAACUUGAAUUGAAUUGUGGCCGAAGAUACGGUUUAUUGGGAUUAAAUGGAUGCGGUAAAUCCACCAUGUUGGAGACAAUAGGGAGCAGAGACAUUCCAAUUCCUCAGCAUAUUGACAUAUUUCAUCUCAAGAAUGAGAUGGAAGCCUCUGACAAGACAGCUCUUGAGUGUGUCAUGGAGGUUGAUGAGGAGAGGAUGAGACUUGAGGCUGAGGCUGCAGAACUCACCAAACUUGGAGAUGAGGGUAGUGACAGAUUAAUGGAUGUCUUUGAACGACUUGAAGACCUUGAUGCGGACAAGGCAGAAACUAGGGCUGCUGAAAUUCUUAGUGGGUUAGGAUUUACACCUUCCAUGCAGCUGAAAAAGACAAAAGAUUUCUCUGGAGGCUGGAGGAUGAGAAUCGCUUUGGCACGAGCUCUGUUUGUAAAGCCAACUCUUCUUUUGUUGGAUGAGCCUACAAACCACCUGGAUUUGGAUGCAUGUGUAUGGCUGGAAGAAGAGCUGAAGAGCUACAAGAGGAUAUUGGUGAUGAUAUCACAUUCACAGGACUUCCUCAAUGGGGUGUGCACUAACAUUAUCCACAUGCAUAAAGGAAAACUUGUGUAUUAUGGGGGUAACUAUGACUCUUACAUGAAAACAAGAGCAGAACUGGAGGAAAACCAAAUGAAACAGUACAGCAGAGAACAAGAUCAAAUAAAGCACAUGAAGGACUACAUUGCCAGGUUUGGUCACGGUAGUGCUAAGCUUGCCAGACAGGCUCAAAGCAAAGAAAAGGUCCUUAGCAAAAUGGUGGCAGGUGGCCUCACAGAAAAAGUUGUCAAAGACAAGGUCCUGACAUUUUAUUUUCCUGAUUGUGGAAAACUUGCCCCACCAGUUGUUCAAGUACAAACAAUGAGCUUCAGCUAUGGAGAAGAUAAGCCUGCCAUUUACAAGAAGUUGGAUUUUGGAAUUGACUUAGAGUCCAGAAUAGCUCUGGUGGGUCCCAAUGGAGCUGGCAAGUCCACACUGCUGAAGCUACUUGAUGGAACACUGACACCUACUGAUGGGCUUAUACGAAGGCAUAAUCACCUGAAGAUUUGCCGCUAUCAUCAGCAUCUUCAAGACAUGUUAGAACUGGACAUGUCAGCUCUUGCAUUCAUGAUGAAAUGCUUUCCUGAAAUCAAAGAGGUAGAGGACAUGCGAAAGUCAAUAGGAAGAUAUGGACUGACAGGAAAACAACAGAUUUGUCCCAUGCGUAAUUUAUCUGAUGGGCAGCGAUGCCGAGUUGUGUUUGCUUGGCUGGCCUUCCAAGCUCCACAUCUCCUGUUACUUGAUGAACCCACUAAUCACUUGGACAUGGAAACCAUCGACGCUUUGGCAGACGCUAUCAACGACUUUGAAGGAGGAAUGGUGCUUGUUAGUCACGACUUCCGACUCAUUAAUCAGGUUGCAAAAGAAAUUUGGAUUUGUGAGAAACAGACAAUAGCACCAUGGAAAGGCGAUAUUCUGUCAUAUAAGGAAGAACUAAAAAAGAAAGUUGCUAAGAAGUAACUUUAAAAAGUAAUAACGCUAAAAAAUUAAAUAGACGCUUCUAGGUCAAUAUUAUCAAAUGAAACAAUCACAAACCUAUGUUAGUUAGCACAGAUUAUAUGCGGGUUCGUGAAUGGACCUUUAUCUGAAGAUUUGUACCUGACGUAAAGUUACAUAGCUUCAGUACAGCCCUAUGGAACUUAUUUGCCUUGUUAUUUACCUCCUGUAGGAUACUUUGGUCAUGUCGAAAUGGGAAUACCUCGUUAACAUUUAAUAGUCCAUUGAUGUCUGUCUAUAGAGAAUUGCUAGGUCUGUUCCAAAACAACCUUGAUGGGAAAUCAAUGCCUGAGUUUUGUCUUAUUGUGUUUACUGAAGUUACAACUAAAGCGAUCGAUCCUUUAUCGGAAUUCAUACGGUUUUAACGUAUGAUUUUGUGUAACCAGUAGAGGUUGCUGAUGCAUUAUUUGUAUCUCGGGAUCAGUGUGAACAACUGCGCACCUACCCCUCCCCUAACCUAACAACCGUCAAUUGCAAACAAUCUGGGGUUAAUGAUUUGUUAGGGGAGGGGUAGGUGCGCGUUGCUCAGACACUGACAUCAUCCGAAUCUCGUUCACAAGCAUCAAAUAAUUAAGAUAAAUUUUAAAUAAAUAAGCUCUGAAAAGUUUUUUAUUUAAGCAACGAAAAGAAAUCCUUCUUUACGUUUUCAAUGUAUGAAUUUUUGUAACCUGUAGUGGUUUCUAACGCACUGUUAGAAUCUCGUUCACAUGUUUCAAAACUAGAUCGGAAAUGCAGCCCUGAAUUGCCCGCCAUCGACAGUAUAUCAAAAAGUAGUUUCAAUAAUAAAUGGGAAUAUUUAUUAACAGAAAUUUUUUCGUUUUCCUUUGACACGAAUACUUGAGUGCACUCCAAGAACCAAAAAUUGUUUCACAAAUAAAGUCAUAAAGUACUUAGUUUAUCUUU